Molecule: messenger RNA, 231 nt
Organism: Linum tenue
Lineage: Eukaryota; Viridiplantae; Streptophyta; Magnoliopsida; Malpighiales; Linaceae
Source: the annotation of a GenBank genome assembly
AUGUAUACAAGGUGCGGAACCAUAUCAUCAGCAAGAGAACUCUUCGACAGAAUGCCAACCAAAGACAUUGUGGCCUGGAAAUCAAUGAUCGAUGGCUAUGGAAUCCAUGGGCUAGGCCUCGAAGCUCUAAACCUCUUCCACACGAUGCUGGAGGAACGAUCAGUCGCCCCGAAUUCCUUAACAUUCCGCAGCUUGCUAUCCAGUUACACUGUUACAGCCACUCUGGCUUAG